AUGGAGGAUAAGAUGCCGGCGCCUGUCACCCGUCGUGCGCGGACAUUCGGGCGGUGGAUGAAAGGGCCUGAGCCUCCGAGGAUAUAUCACAUCAAGCCCUUGCUUGAGCCGGUCCAAACGUUCCCUACGCGGCUUUUGGGCCGGCUUCCGAAGGUCGCGCGAAUCGGUCUUUACAUACUAGCUUUCGUGAUUUGGAUUGUUCCAUUCGGAGUUCUUCUUAGCAAAAACGGUCUUCCCAAAGAUAUUGGGGGUUAUGGCGCUCCCGUCAGGCUGUCAUGCAUCGCAAGACUUUGGCCAGAUCCUCGGAGCUGCGGACUUGAUGGCAGGAACUGUCUUCCGUUCGACGAUUCGAGCUUCGCUUUCAGUUGCCCUGCUGAAUGCGCAAGUGUCCAAGUCCUAAACCCCUACACGAUCGGCGAAGAACAAAUCAUAUACCGCUCGCUAGUCGUAGGCGGCGCUUCAGAUGGCUCAGAGGCGAAUGAGCCGGUAUAUCGCGGUGACUCUUUUAUAUGCGGGGCUGCAAUCCACGCUGGCAUACUCAAAGAUUCGCGGGGAGGCUGUGGAGUUCUCUCGUUAGUUGGUGAGAAGGAGAGCUACGGCUCCACUUUCAAGAACGGGAUCACAAGCGUUGGGUUCAACUCAAGCUUCCCUCAAUCCAUCGACUUCAACCAGUCCGAUACGGUUAUGAGCGAUGCAGCGAAGUGCCGCGAUCCUCGGUGGGACCUCCUCACUCUAUCCACCAUCUUCACCUCAAUCUUCUCGCUCUUUACUUCUCAUCCCGCUACCUUCUUUGGCCCUGUUUUCGUCAUUGUCUAUUUCCAAAUAGCCAUGGCUUCCGACCCUCCUUCAUACACUGAUUACGCGUCCCUAGCGUCCACCGCGCUCGGCAACUUCCUCCCUGCCGCUUUCGUGGCAGCAUUGAUAUACCGCUUCACUAUACGGAAGACACUGAAAGGCGUUAAAGCGCAAUUCGAGAAGACUGUCCUAUGGAUAGGCGGUUGCUGGGUUGGCGCACUCAGCAAUGUCACAUUUGAGAAAAUACCGAUCCAACGCCUCACGCCCCAUGACCUCAAUCAGCAGCCAGGAGCUAUAACGGCGCUAGUCUUCAUCGUCCUUAUUCUCACUGGUGUCGCACUCUACCAAGCCUGGUGCUUCAGGAACGAACGUCGGCUGCUACGCUACCUAGCCCUCUACGCUACUCUGGGAAUUGGGCUCCUCAUCCUCCUCGCCAUGCCAUCCCUGAAUCUCCGUAUCCAUCACUACAUCCUGGCGCUACUUCUUCUCCAGGGGACUGCCCUCCAGACGCGCCCGAGCCUUUUAUAUCAGGGCCUACUCGUCGGCCUCUUUAUUAAUGGCGUCGCACGCUGGGGCUUCGCGUCCAUUUUGCAAACCGCUGUCGCGCUUCAGGGGGACGCUCAGCUCGGCACUGGCCUUGUCUCCGUCCUACCACCCAUCAUCAACGGCACGAACGUUACCUUCGCAUGGGAAGGUCUAGUACGUGGUUACGAAGGCGUCAGCGUUCUGGUCAAUGACGUUGAGCGCUUCAGAGGCUUUCACAAGGACGGCGAUAAUAAUUUCACGUGGGCAAGACAUGCGAUGGAUCAUCCAGAGUACUUCAGAUUUGGCUUUAUAAACUACCUACCGUUUGGAGGGGUCACGUAUAGCGAUUUCACCAAAGCGGGUAUUUGGUGGCCCAACGGGAGUUGGACGGAUAUACCGCCUGGAGCUAGCUGA
Molecule: messenger RNA, 1734 nt
Organism: Trematosphaeria pertusa
Lineage: Eukaryota; Fungi; Ascomycota; Dothideomycetes; Pleosporales; Trematosphaeriaceae
Exons: 2
Coding region: 1-1734 (577 amino acids)
Source: RefSeq, a predicted model, not a curated record